AUGUCGGGUCUACAACUAAACACCGCUGUACCUAUCAGAUCACCUUCCACGAUCAAAACGACCUUACCAUCGUUUGAUGAUCUUCUCAAAUCGUUGGAAGAGCCUUCGACGGUUACUUCCCAUCACAUACGAAAUCCACACCACGUUCAUCCUCACCAUGUACAUCACCAACAUGUGGUGCAUCCUCCCUAUCCUCACCACCAUCAACACCAUCAUCAUUAUAGACCACCUUCCACACCACCCACACCAAGAUUAUCCUUAUCCGGAUCAUCUUCUUCAGAAGAAGAUCAGAUUAACUCUGCUACCUCAUCAAGGUCGUCCUCGCGACUGGGCGGUAGAAAAAGACGAUCCAACAGUCUUCCAUCAAUAUCAAGAACUCAUAUGAACUCCCCAUUCAGGGAAUUGAGCGUGCUACCUCAUUCGAUAGAACAUCAUACGAACCGAAUACAGAGAUUGAAAGAAGGUGAUGGUGAAUGGAUGCCAUACUCCCUCAACGCAGUAGCUCCAUCUUCUUUACCAUAUCACGCACGACCACAUUACCUCCCACGAUUUUCGACCGGAUCGAUUCCCCAUGCUCCAGUUCCAGCUUUAGCUCCGGCUCUAGCUCCAACGCUUGACACCUACUCGUACACUUCCAAGAACAAUAGCGAUACCCUCCGUACCGCCUAUGGGCAUACAUCGAAGAUCGAUGAGCGGGAGCAUGAACAUCUCACACUCACCACUCAGCACAAGCGAACCUAUGACUCCAUCUUCCAUCUCGAGUCUAUACAUGAACAACCAUUCAAACCAAUCGCCAAACGACAGUGCAACGCAGUGUCAAACCCCAACGAAAGGCUAUGGCAUUUCAUCGGCGAAAAAGGAUGUCAUCUACACUAUUCCCACCAACAUGGAUAUCGACCUUGA
Kwoniella mangroviensis CBS 8507 is the source of this 903-nucleotide messenger RNA. RefSeq lists its product as uncharacterized. The transcript is spliced from 3 exons. The coding region runs from base 1 to 903 and encodes 300 amino acids. NCBI's taxonomy places the organism in Eukaryota, Fungi, Basidiomycota, Tremellomycetes, Tremellales, Cryptococcaceae. The record is from RefSeq and is a predicted model, not a curated record.